Labrus bergylta (ballan wrasse) is the source of this 6087-nucleotide messenger RNA. It is a transcript of the gene mapta, whose product is annotated as microtubule-associated protein tau a. The record is from RefSeq and is a predicted model, not a curated record. Gene Ontology annotation, biological process: neuron projection development; microtubule cytoskeleton organization. NCBI's taxonomy places the organism in Eukaryota, Metazoa, Chordata, Actinopteri, Labriformes, Labridae. Gene Ontology annotation, molecular function: microtubule binding. Gene Ontology annotation, cellular component: neuron projection.
CAGAGACAACCAGUGAUUGGCUGGCAGGACUGAGAAUGGGGACGUUGUGUUCCUGCACUAGUGCCAGACAAAUAGCGAAACGCAGGGCAAAGAGAUUGGCAGCGAGCUCGGACGAGAUCGAUGAGGGUGACCAGGUUGUUCCUGACCUGCGACUGGCAAUGGACUACAUGAACAACGCCCCCAACAGCUACAGUUCUGGAGACACCAUGAACUCCACCUUAGCCAACAUGACCAUCAAUGACCAGCACCACCAGGAGAACGGCGUGCAGCUGGGACACAGAAGCCCCGGAGAUGCCAAAAUGAAAGAGACUGAAGCAGCUCUCAGUGAGAACGGAGUGAAAUCUGUGUCUGAGCUGACUCAGGCAGAGAGCGGCCACUGUGACCACACGGUGACACCCGUAGGGACGUCUGCAGAGGAAGCAGAGGUUGCCGCUGGGCUCUCAGGAGAAGAGAGCGCCACAUGUGAGGACGAGGGGCAGCUUGCAGCAGGAGGAGCAGCUCCAACAGCUCAAGCAAAGAUGGAUAACGGCUCUGCGGAUAAGACUCAAACUGCCACCACACCAACCUCUCUCCCAAAAAGACCAUCCAUAGUCACCGAGGGCAACAAAACACACGCUGCCUCCCGAAACGGCCCCAGCUCCAUCCCUGUUAAAGCCAGCAGCACAGGGCAGGCCGGAAGUGGUGCAAAACAACCUGGAGCCAAAACCUCUGCAAGGCCUGGAGAUGCCAAGAGUGGACAAAGCAGCCCUGGUACUCCUAAGUCCCCCACUAGCCAAGCAAAGGCGGCGGCCGAGGCCAACAAAGUGAAGAAAGUGGCCGUGGUGCGCUCUACGCCCAAAUCCCCAGGCUCGCUGAAGAGCCGCCCGCCCGCUCCUCUGGCUGCAGCAGCACCCAUGCCGGACCUGAAGAACGUCAGGUCCAAGAUCGGCUCCACGGAGAACAUGAAACACCAGCCAGGAGGUGGAAAGGUACAAAUCCUUGAUCAGAAGUUGGACUAUAGUAAUGUGCAGGCUAAGUGUGGCUCCAAAGGCAAUUUGACACAUGUACCCGGUGGCGGCAAAGUCCAAAUCCUGGACAAGAAGCUGGACUUGGCUAACGUCCAAACUCGCUGUGGCUCCAAAGCCAACCUCAAGCACACUCCUGGUGGAGGCAAGGUUCAGAUUGUGCACAAAAAGAUCGAUCUGAGCACCGUUACAUCAAAGUGUGGAUCGAAAGACAACAUUCGUCAUAAACCAGGUGGUGGAAACAUCGAGAUCAAACAUGAGAAGCUGGAGUUUAAAGUCCAGUCUAAGGUCGGCUCUCUUGACAACAUCGGCCACGUUCCAGGAGGAGGAGGGAGAAAGAUUGAGAGCCACAAACUGAGCUUCCGUGAGACAGCCAAGGCCCGCACUGACCACGGCGCUGAGAUCGUCUCUUUGGAAGACUCCCCCCACCAGCUCAGCAACGUAUCCUCCUCCGGCAGCAUCAACAUGGCCGACUCCCCGCAGCUCUCCACGUUGGCCGACCAGGUGUCCGCCUCCCUGGCCAAACAAGGCUUGUGAAUGCACCUCCUCCUCCUCUUCCUCCUCCUCCUACUCCCCUUGUCCAACCUCUCCCUCCACCUCCACCUCCUACUCCACCUCCACCACACGUCCACGUUAGAGGAGUUGUGAUGCCUUCCUCAUUAUGUUCACAGGACUUUUUUAGCUACCCAUCACUGUUUAUCCUUCACUAACUGUUCUUAAAAGAAAAAAAACAGAUUAACAUUUAGGCCAACAUGUAUUGAAUUUCUCUCUGUGGUCUUUAUUUGCUCUUCUACCUUUUGUAAGUUUCCCUUUAAGAGUCAAAGCACCCCAGCAGAGCCAAGUUCUCCCUGUGAAUCUGACUAAUUCUCUUCAUGCAUAUCCCGGUGGAUCAUCCAAACACCCGGUUUCCUGUCAACAUCGACUGUGAACCCUUUAGGAAGUUUUAAAUGUCCCCUUCGAUGGGUGUCCACUUCUGUUUAGUUUUCUUUAUUUUUAAUUAAAGCUAGAACUUGUCAAACGGAGGGAAAGCAGACUGUUAGGUGCCAGUUUGUGCAAACGCUGAAGAAGGAACAGUGACAGGGUACAGUGAGGGGAAGACUGUUUCAAGAAAAGUAGCAAUUUGUUUUUUGUUUUUUUCGUAAAGGCAGGAAAAAAAAAUGCUUACAGACCUCGCUGCUGUCUUUGCUUUGUGUAGUCCCGACAUGUGCGGCACCUCUGUAGGUGACCCGGGUGCAACCUGGAUUUAAAAAAAAAAAAAAAAAUACAGAACGGCUAGAGUAGAAACUUUGGUUUGUGUUGGGCACAGUUUUAUAAUCGUACUCUGUGGAUAUAUGACAUGUAUUUGAUAUGAAGAAACAUUUGUAUUGUGCCUGCUACUGUCAGUGUUAUUUUGAUUUGAUUUUUUGUUACUGCUCUAUUUGUAAAUGCGCUUCAGCUUUGACAUAUGAGGAAGACAACUAACCUUUCAAGUUUAACUUUUAUGGCCAAAUUAUGACAAGGAAGCUCAUCACUGAUUACAGUGUUUAACCUGCAUAUUAAACGUAGCCAGAAUAACGUUUAAGGCAAUUCUUAAACAACUAUUCUUAAAGCGAGACUACGUAACUUCUGCUAAAUAUAGGCCUCUUAGAUGAUGCUAUAUGCUAAGCUAACUAAGCCAACUCCACAUGGUUCACUGAUUAGUCGGGUAUUUUCCGGCAAAAACUGUUUUGUCCUUUUAGAGGUUAACCAAUGAGUGCUGGAGGGAGUAACCAUUAGCCAAUCAGUGCCAGGGGCAGGACAAAUGCAGUUGUCAUUGCUAGGUGUGUUGCUGCAGUCAUGUGCUCUUCUGGAUGGUUCAAGUUUUUGAGUUUUUGGAGUUGUUGUUCCGACUUGAGUAGGAGUUCAUGUGCAUUUUCCAACCCGGAAACUCGUUCUUCCGAUGUGUCGGACGCCACAUGAAUGCAGGGUGUGUUCAGCCAAGAUGAAACAUAAUGAAAUAAAUCAAAAUUAAAUCUCUGACACAACAAAAAAAAACAUACUUCAGAGGUCUUAAACCGUUUCAAACCUUUUAAAGAAAAGCUGUUCAAAUAUUCCUCAGAUCAGAUUUAAUGACGGCCAUGAUGAUUGCAUACGAGCCAAAAAAGCGCCACAGUCGAGACCAAAACAGUUCUUCUUCUUCUGUGGUUACGCUCCAUUUAAAGCGACUUUGUGGUGUUUGAAACACUUUUUAACACAUCGAGGUUUAUCUAAAUUUCUCUUCUGAUUGUGUAACACGUCUUACUCAGCCACCUAUCAGGGCAAACACAUACCUCAAAGCCAUGAACAACUUUUCACACUGAGCGUAACCUUGUUGUUUAACUGUGUGUCAGAACAGAGAAGGAGGAAUAAUGACAGCUGCCACUGAUAUGACAUUUUUUUUCUUUAUAAAGCUAGCAUGUCUUCUCGGAGGCUUAGUUUGUUUUUUUAUUUGCUCCACUCCCUUAAAACAGAGGCUAAAUGUUAGCAUGGAUAUGCAUCAAUGUUUACUUCAACCGACGACAGUUUCAGGUGGAUUCAUUGCGCUCGUGAUUGGCUCAGUGAAGUCAAACUGAAGAUAGAAACAAACUGAAAAGUUGAUAGUUCCGUCUGAUUUCAGGCAAAAGCUACAACUUAGCGUUUAGCCAAGUGUAAAGACGUCCCAGAAAUGUUUGAUUGACCUAACAUCAUGCUAGCUAGCAGACACUAACAGUUGCUAGUAAUGCACCAGAUGAAGUGAGGCUGCAGCAGAGAAACUUCUGAGUAUAUAACUACACAAAGGCUGCAUUACACUUAUUCUAGAAUUAAUCCUAAAGACAAAGAGUGUGUGUUUACUUCACUCAAACAUAGUUACAUAGUCUCACUUUAAAAAAGAAAAGAAAAAAGAAAAAGUAGUAUUUUAAAAUUCAUUGACCAGAAAGAGAACGACUGUCUGGAGAAAGAGAGGGAUGGAUGAAGGAUGGAUGAAGGUUGUUGAUGGAUGGAUGGAUGGAUGGGUUGAUAAGGCCAAGUUGAGAUGAGGGAUUUUGGGACGCGACAAGAUGAAGAAGAGAAACUGUACAGCGAUGAGCUCAUCAUCAGUUAGACACAUGACACCUGUACCCACGUCAGCUGCUAGAUUUCAUCUUCAGGUCUCAGAAAAACAGCAACAUGAACAAAUGGGCAAAAGUAUGUGGACACCUGAAGUCGCAUCAAGGAAACCAGUUAAUCCAAAACCAUGCUGCUCUUCUUCUUCAACACCAAACUGGGAUUCUGUGCGCUCAGGCAAAUUAAAAACAGGAAACACACAAAACUUAAACAGAGGUUCCUAAACUUUUUUGACUCGUUCCUACGGAAGCCCGAAGCGGACAUGCAUCCAAGCAUUUCGCUCUCUUUGUCUUCCUGUGAUAACGAGUCAUUUCCGGUUGUUUUCCUGGGAUCUCGACUUCUUCAUCUCUUAUCACCAGAGUUACAAAAGCACAAAAAACCAUAGAAACAGGUUUCACCAGAAUAUUGUUUUGUUUUCAAGAUCGCACAAAACGAUCCCGUUAUCACGAGAAACAAGCUUCAAAACGACUGAAAUGACUCGUUAUCGUAUACAAGUGGAGAGAACAAAAUACAGGGAUGCAUGUCGUCUUAGUGACUCUCCUGGGUUCAUCUUUUAAUUUAGUUAUUUUCAGAAGCCAGGGAAGAUUUAAAAAAAAAAAAUUGCCAUGAAGUGAGGAAAACGUUUAAAUUUGAGCAGGUCUGAGAUAUGUUGUUGUUUUAAUGCUGUCCUUUCCUGUGUCCUGUCUUCUGUGAUCACAAAAAUCACAAUUUUCUAUACUUAAAUAAGUUUAAAACUCGAACCAAUGAACCACAAUUUGUCUUGAUUUGUUUAAGAUUGAGAAGAAAAAUCACUUUUAAAAACACCUGUACACAGAUGGAAAAUUAGAGGGAAAAAAAGAAGGGAUUCCUCCUUAAAGAUGGAAAAAACUAUGACCCUGCUCCCCCUAGUGGUGGCUUUUAUAAUGAGUGCUGAAUGCUGGUUUCGUUAAUUGGAACAAAAGGGCCUAGCAUACAACAGAACAGAAGUGCUCAAAAGUUAAGUAGCAAGAAAGGCUAAUUAAAAAAACUUGUGUAUAAUUGUCAAUUCAUAGUUUAGAGAACAGUUUUCAAAACUCAGGAUUUUUAAGUUGCUCCCCCUAGUGGCAGCUUUUAUAAUGAGUGCUGAAGGCUUGUUUCCUUAAUUGGAAUAAAAAGUGGCUAUCGUGAAAAAAUCCCUGAACAGAGGUGCUCAAAUGUUCAGUAAGUUUGCAGAGUCGUCCGCAUACUUUUGUCCAUUUAAUGUGUUUUUAUUGAAACGCCACAGAACAGGAGAGUUUGAGGGAGUUCCUGCAGACUUUAUCGCAAAGAAUCUUGUGUUUGAUCAACGAUAUGAAUGCAACAAGCUGCAGAUUCAAAAAGUUUUCAAUAAGUUAGAAAAAUAAAAGCAUGAAGGGGCUCUAACAUGUCCUCAUGUUGAUAAAUAUUCAUCACUAAUACUCCCAUGAAUAUAUAGUGGAAGACCUUCUUGCAUGCACCUCAUGUAAGAGCCAGCUCGUCUGCUUGUUGCCUCCCUUUCUUUUUGUAUAUCCUGUUAGUGUAUGCUCUCUGGAUCCUGAGGGAUAUACCAAAUCUGCUCCCGGCUGUGUGUCAAAAUAAAAUCUUUAUAAAUCACAAAUACUUUAAGUUAACGAUCAGACAGGAUUUAAGUGCGUGCUUGCAACAUUAUCUGCAUGCUUCCUUAUUCUUUUCAGACAGAGCACAGUCAUCUCAGUGUGCAGGAUGGAGAUGUGUGUGUGUGUGUGUGUGUGUGUGUGUGUGUGUGUGAGGGUCUGGGAGUCGAUCCCACUGCAGAAGAGGCGAUGAAGGUGUGCGGUAACGUUUGUGUCCGGGAAAGUCUCUGCAGUAACAAAACUCAUCACCUUUUUUUUUGUUCUUUUGUUUUGUUCUUUUGUUUGGGUUCUUUCUGACGCUGUACAGUUGUGGAAAUGUGAUUGUUCUCGUUAUUGUGCAUUUUAUCAAUAACUGGUUUAUGAUGAUACUUGUUGCUGUAUAUGUGUAUUUGAAAAUAAAUGCUAUGAAGUCA